AUGUCUCUUUCAGCUGCGACGGCGAUGAUGGGCCGGUGCGUCGUUUUCUGGAAGACUGGUUCUUUGGCAUUAUCGGGGGAGGAGCCGAACUUUUUUAAUGCUCCCAUCUAUCGUGACGCGUUGUGCGUGUAUCAGGAAUCCACGACGGUUUGUCACAGUGAACCCUUGGAAGAACUUUGUCCGAUACUACAAGACGAGCGACUACGACCCCAUCAACCUCAUCACAUUCGGCUUUUGUUUGGUGGACUGUGCAUUCUCCCGGCUGUUUCGCCAGCCAAUCCGGAGUAUUGCGCAGUGUUCGAGCAGAUUGCCCACAUUCCGAGAAUUUCCGUCGGUCUAGGCUACCGUUUCAACAGUUGCUGGGUGCCGGCCUUGGAAGUGGCCACACUAGUCCUCGAAGCCGCUUUGGUUACGUAUCGUCCCAUCGGAAGGAAAGUGCGUAUCACGACGAUUGGAAUCGAAAACUGGCUUGAACAUGAUCAACAGCCCGCUGAAUACCGUCUCACCGAUGCACUGCGAGAUUUGCUUGAAAACAGCGUCAGCGCCGAGGACCAAGUGGCGUUCUAUCGCAGAACUAAGUUACUUACCGGUCUUCUACGCCCGCCUGGCAAGGCCAUUAUCGACAAAGUCGAAAUUGUUCUCGCACAAAAUUGCGAGCACGGCAACGUAGAGCUUCGACGAGAGAAGAAGUCGCUGGAUAGGUACGAGUGCCUCGAGAAAUGGCCGAAAGAAGAAGAAACCGGGAUUUCACCA
Molecule: messenger RNA, 753 nt
Organism: Mesorhabditis spiculigera
Lineage: Eukaryota; Metazoa; Nematoda; Chromadorea; Rhabditida; Rhabditidae
Source: the annotation of a GenBank genome assembly